Molecule: messenger RNA, 3350 nt
Organism: Pleuronectes platessa (European plaice)
Lineage: Eukaryota; Metazoa; Chordata; Actinopteri; Pleuronectiformes; Pleuronectidae
Gene: cdkal1
Product: CDK5 regulatory subunit associated protein 1-like 1
Exons: 15
Coding region: 157-1851 (564 amino acids)
Biological process (GO): tRNA methylthiolation
Cellular component (GO): endoplasmic reticulum
Molecular function (GO): tRNA (N(6)-L-threonylcarbamoyladenosine(37)-C(2))-methylthiotransferase activity; 4 iron, 4 sulfur cluster binding
Source: RefSeq, a predicted model, not a curated record
CUCUUUCCGCACCGUCCCUACGUUCAAGUAUGGCGGUUUGAGAGUUGUCUCAAUGUUUUGAAGGAGUAAAGACUAAAUUGUUUUCAUUUUCAGACCACACUAAGCUUAGGAAUCCCAUUUAUCUGAACCAAGAACCACGUUACAACCGAGAGCAUCAUGCCGUCCACCUGUGACUCUCUGAUUGAUGACAUCGAAGACAUGGUGUCCUCUAGUGACCCCACUCCUCAAGAGAGACUGACUGCAAGAAAGAGCAUCAUACCAAGGUCCAGGAAGAGAAAAGAGCUUCAGAGCAACGAGGAGCUCCACGCUGACAGUUUGAUCCCUGGGACACAGAAGAUCUGGAUGAAAACAUGGGGCUGCAGUCACAACAGCUCAGAUGGAGAGUACAUGGCUGGACAGCUGGCUGCCAGUGGAUACAAGAUGACUGAUGACCCAGCAGAAGCAGACCUGUGGUUGCUGAACAGCUGCACUGUGAAGAACCCUGCAGAGGACCACUUCAGAAACUCAAUCAAAAAAGCUCAAGAACAGGAGAAAAAGGUGGUACUAGCAGGUUGCGUUCCCCAGGCCCAGCCACGUAUGGACUACCUCAAAGGACUCAGCAUCAUUGGGGUCCAGCAGAUUGAUCGAGUGGUGGAAGUCGUGGAUGAGGCAAUUAAAGGCCACUCGGUUCGGCUGUUAGGUCAGAAGAAAGACGGAGGCCGGAGGCUCGGAGGAGCGAGACUGGACCUGCCCAAGAUCAGGAGGAACCCACUCAUUGAAAUCAUCUCCAUUAACACUGGGUGUCUGAAUGCUUGUACCUACUGCAAGACCAAGCAUGCCAGAGGAGACCUGGCCAGUUAUCCCAUUGAGGAACUAGUGGAGAGAGCCAGACAGUCUUUCCAGGAGGGAGUGUGUGAGAUCUGGUUGACCAGUGAAGACACAGGAGCUUAUGGUCGAGACAUAGGAACAGAUCUGCCCACGUUGCUGUGGAGACUGGUGGAAGAGAUACCUGAAGGAGCCAUGCUGAGGCUGGGUAUGACCAAUCCACCCUAUAUCCUGGAACACCUAGAGGAGAUGGCUAAGAUAUUGAAUCAUCCGCGUGUCUAUGCCUUCCUUCAUAUUCCUGUGCAGUCGGCCUCGGACAGCGUGCUGAUGGACAUGAAGAGGGAGUAUUGCGUCGACGACUUCAAAAGAGUAGUGGACUUCCUCAAAGAGAGGGUCCCAGGUGUAACCAUCGCUACUGAUAUAAUCUGCGGUUUUCCCGGUGAGACAGAGGAGGACUUCCAGGAGACGGUAGACUUGGUGAAAUGCUACAAAUUCCCCAGUCUCUUCAUCAACCAGUUCUACCCCCGACCUGGUACACCUGCCGCCAAGAUGGAGCAAGUACCAGCACAAGUGAAAAAGCAGAGGACUAAAGAACUGUCCCAUCUCUUCCACUCCUACAACCCAUACGACCACGAGGUUGGAGAGAGGCAACAUGUGUUGGUGACAGAGGAGUCGUUUGAUGCCCAAUAUUGGGUGUCUCACAACAAGUUCUAUGAACAGGUGCUGGUCCCUAAGAGGGAUGAGUUCAAAGGGAAGAUGGUUGAGGUGGACAUCUACGAGGCAGGAAAACACUUCCUGAGAGGCCGGCCAGUAGACGACAGUAAGCUGUUCACCCCCUCCAUCACAGCGCCACUACAGAAAGGAGAGGUGUCUGGCCUGGUGCAGGAACAGAUUCCCAACGGCGUCCAGAGUUGUGCUUCUAUUUCCUCUUCGUCCACUCUGCUGAUCGGCUCCUACAGUCUAGACAGGGAGGCUCUGAAGAAGCUGGGGAUCGGACUCGCUCUGGCUGCAGCCGUCUUGGCCUUUAUCUUGGAGAAGGUGUUCUGAUGUUGGAUCUCCGGGCCGGAGGAGGACUGUGAACAUGGGAGAGCACAGUGACAUCAGAGGAAACCGUGAAGAGGUGGAAUGCAGCAACGCGAUAACUUUUCUCCUGACAUCAUCUGUAACAGGCUCCACGGGAUCUCAGACAGAGGACGUCAGUGACACCCACAAAGUCACGGAUCAUGUUAUUGUCUGUUGUUUUAGUACAAGUUAGUUUUACUUUUUAAUUACAGGAUGUACAAUCAUUUUACUUUGUUCUGUUGAUUCUACUAAAGAUACGUCAGUGUCUUCUCCUGUCAGUAAAGUAGGAGUAAUGGGCAAACACUUUUUAUUUAGAUUCCCUUGGUACAAAUUAUACUUUGGUUAUACUACAUUUUAAUUGGAAUCUAUUUCAAGCACCGAUUCUGUUUCACGUUUAAUGCCUCAUUUUGAGUUUUCAGGCUGUUUCAGGGCGAAGCUUCAUGUAGGCUGUGUGAUAUCUGCAGCCUGGAAUUAAAUAAACAGCCAGAGACGUGUUUUGAAGCACGUUUCUGGGUUUUGUUGCUGUUUCACAGACACAUGAAGCACAGCUCAAUUAAUUCAUCCACAGGAAAAUACAUUCUGGAGAUUUUGAUCAUCAGCAGCACAACAAAGUCUAUCACUUUGCUUGUAGAUUUCCAAACAUUGUGUAGUAUAGAGCUGCCCGUCCCGCCUUUGAUGAAUUGAAUUGUGCUUACUUUACAGGAUGUGUUAUUUAACUCUGUGGAAAGCAGUAGCAUGCUGUAUAAUUCUCUGAUUAAAGGUAAUUCUACCUUGUGUUUCAAAGUAUUUAUUUUUGAAUUAGAGACGUUGACAGCACAGUAUCAGAGCUACAUAAUGAAGAUGUUUGAAGCUGUUUUAACGUUUUAUUCUUUGGUUAAAGCUUUUGUUUAAAUUGUUUUAUUUGUAUCAUUUCAUGUUUUUUGCCUCAUCAAAGUCAAACGUAAUUAAUUUGUAAUGUACGUCUCAUUUUACCUGAUGAGUUAUGACAUGAAUGGGCCAGAUGGACGAUGGAGACUUUGUCCUCCGACAGAUUGGUUUGUAUGUGAUGAGCUGCUCUGGUGCCAACUAUAGAAAUGUUUCAUAUAUUCUCCCUUUCCUGCUGCAUCCUUGAUACUCUGGAUAAUCCUAAGAACAUCAUUGGUUGUCAUGUAGAUAAAUAUUCCAGCUAUAACUCAUCAUCGGAAAAAGAUCUGUGCAUUAUCCAAACCAUCACAAAUAAUAUUGAAAACCCUUGUGAAUGAGUAGGAGCAGAAGCCUCAGAGCCAGAUAUCUGAACACGUGGACAAACAAAACAUCACGAGAGAUAAUUGAGAUGUAUUUUCUUUGUGUGUACUUCAGGUGAACUGACCCUGUGAUACAACUAUUCUGUCGAUAUGUGGACUUCUGUUUGACAUGUAUAGUUUGAGUCAUUAUUGAAAUGGACUGUAUUUUGCUUUUUGUAUGUCCCAACCACCAAAAACAGUUUAAUAAAGGUCAACAUCAUA